AGGAAAAACAAAAGAUGGGUGUUGAGGCUUAUAAUUACUCCACAGUAAUCAUGUUCUAUCUUUUCAUCAUAACCUCCUUCAUUGUGCCUCAUGCAAAGGGAGAAAAUUACAUUGUUGGUGACAGUUAUGGUUGGAUUGACUUCGUAGAUUUCAACAACUGGUGUGAUGGAAAAGAGUUUCAUGUUGGUGAUGUUCUAGUGUUCAAUUAUGACAGCAGCCAACAUAAUGUAUUGCAAGUUGAUUCCACAGUUUAUGAGAGUUGCAUGAAGGACUCAUAUAUGAAAAGGUUCACCAGUGGCAACGACUCAAUAAUUUUAGAGAAAGGUGGUGCAUGGUUCAUAUGUGGAGUUGAUGAUCACUGUGAAAAUGGGCAGAAGCUCCACAUCAAUGUAACUCCUUAACUGAUAAUCAUGUUUGAUAUUGGUGUUUUAGUCACUUUGAUAGCUACUUUUCAUAAUAUUUCAGAUUUUAUGAAUCUUCUUU
Messenger RNA from Vigna radiata var. radiata (mung bean), 483 nucleotides. RefSeq names its product mavicyanin. Bases 15 to 401 code for a protein of 128 amino acids. The record is from RefSeq and is a predicted model, not a curated record. Gene Ontology annotation, cellular component: plasma membrane. Lineage: Eukaryota; Viridiplantae; Streptophyta; Magnoliopsida; Fabales; Fabaceae. The transcript is spliced from 2 exons. Gene Ontology annotation, molecular function: electron transfer activity.